This is a messenger RNA of Elephantulus edwardii (Cape elephant shrew), 717 nucleotides long. Its product is annotated as zinc finger matrin-type protein 1-like. The coding region runs from base 1 to 717 and encodes 238 amino acids. The transcript has a single exon. NCBI's taxonomy places the organism in Eukaryota, Metazoa, Chordata, Mammalia, Macroscelidea, Macroscelididae. The record is from RefSeq and is a predicted model, not a curated record.
AUGGUGGAAAAUUCUAACGACUCCUUCCAGCUUGAACUGGAGGACUACAUCAGAGAUCAGAAGGCUAGAGGACUGCAACCAAAUGUCUGCUUUAGAAAGGCAACAGAAAAUUCUGUGAACAGAGAAGAAGGUCAUGGUGGACAUAGGCCACUCAUGCCAGAGCAGAGACUCUUCUUCAGGAGGCCCCCCAACUUUCCUAGUACCUACACAAAGCUGAAAGCAGUGGAAAGCCAGCUACUUCAUUGUUCCAAAAUGUAUGACUUGAGACAAAGAAUGGAAUACAUAAGCUAUUGUCAGAAAAACCAAGACCAUUUCUUCAGUAGCACUUGGCCUGCAGGCCUGAACAUGCAAGGAAAGAUCUCUGGCUCCCACAGAGCUUCACAACACAAGGGAAACUCCAGCAUCUUCUCAGAAGAACACUCCAACACCUGUCAGGCAGGUAGUAAGGAGAAUCACCAGAAAAGAGGAUAUGAUGAGGUGGAAGAUCAUCCAGAGAAGGAGCAAAUCUCGAGGAAGAGGAGUCAAUAUGGAAAUGGAGAUUGUCACAGACAGCACAAGAGAAAGGCCAGCACAGAUCCAGCCAGGACAGAGAAGCACAGGGAGAAAGACAGCACAAAAGCAGCAAGAGGGUCCCACAGAAAGAAGAAGGAGGCUGGCAGAGAAAGCACAGAGGAAAGGGACCUAUGGGAUGAAGCUAUCCUUGGAGGCAGCUACUGA